UUGCUUUUUGCUUUUUCUCAUCUUCAGAAAGGGAUUCCCACUGCAGAGUCAUGGAGAAGUUUAUGCCCACCCCCACCACGACCCCCUUCCAUCUCUCAGUCGCAGUCCCCUAUCCAAACCACUCUUCCAGAUUCUUAUUCUGACCUGGUUGAGGAGCAUAAAUAUCAUAGGCGACAUCGUCAGCCCUGCCGGCAGUGCACCAGUCCUGAUUGCGGUCGCCGGGAGCAUUUACAACAGCAUAGAGAUGUUGAAGAAUACGAAUACGAAUGCGACAACUACGACGAUAAUUACAAAGGUGAAUAUGACAACUAUUAUGACGAUACUCGACGAAGUGUUUGCCGAGAUAACGUUAAUUUAGCAUGCCGGCGUCAUCAGUCGUCUGAAUUGCCUUUAGACACAAGUCAUGGCGGACCAGUCCGCGCUCUUCGUACAUGCGGACAAAGACCCGAACGCGAAGUUUUUAAUACUAGCCGAGAGAGUGGCUCUACUAAGGAGCAGCAUUGGAUACAAGAUCGAGAGCAUAGGAAAAAUUUGGCUUUUCCCGAAAGGCGAAUGAAGCAGACUCGCAGACCAGACUCUAAUCAGGAGCCUUAUUUGGAAUCGGCAGGAGAUGAAUGGAAGGUUUGCUCCAAACAACAAAACCUUACUAGGCAGCGGGGUUAUUUGCAAAGUGGGGAAAACAUCAAGAGCUCCUUAGAGCCAGUGAAUUCCGGCUUGAGAGAGUCCGGUUGCCCGCUUACUGCGGACGACCAAUUCUCUCAGAGAUUACAACAACCCCAGCAACAGCGGUCGACUCAGAUACCUAAAUCCCAGCGGCAGCAAAAACAGCCGAAACAACAACAAUUUGAUUUGAUUGAGUUCCCUGACUCAAGACUGCCUACUCCUGCUUGCAAAGGUGGCCCGACAUCAGUCUCUUUUCCACAAGUCUAUAGCCAGGAAGCAGAUCUAUGUUCCACUGGUUCUUCUGGACCUUCUAUUAAUCAACCGAACUCCUCCGUUUUUUCGAUGGCCCACUCUCGCUUAACUAAUGAUUCCUGCAUCCCGGCAGCGCAUCCCUCCGACCAGUUUCCCUACACGAGUGUGCCUUCAGUGAAGGAGUCUAUAAAAUUAACAGCUGAUCAAAAGGACUCUGAUACUUCACAUUUCUACACACAGACCCCUAGCCCAGCUGGCCUUAUGCCCCUUUCGGAUCGAGAACAGGCUUGUUUACCGAAACCUUCAGCUAUUUCUGUUGCUGAUUCCCUUAUUGGC
Messenger RNA from Protopolystoma xenopodis, 1251 nucleotides. NCBI's taxonomy places the organism in Eukaryota, Metazoa, Platyhelminthes, Monogenea, Polystomatidea, Polystomatidae. The record is from the annotation of a GenBank genome assembly.